Molecule: messenger RNA, 3590 nt
Organism: Cinara cedri
Lineage: Eukaryota; Metazoa; Arthropoda; Insecta; Hemiptera; Aphididae
Source: the annotation of a GenBank genome assembly
AAUCUUAUUCGCAAUCUCUCUGAUGAUAUGCAACUUAAUUUUUAUGUUUAGGUAGGUCGGUUUUUUGUAUAUUUUUUUUCCAACAUACAAGACUUUAGACUACACAGGUACACACCAUCGAAUAAAAAUAAAAUACAUGGCGAAGAUACAACGACUAUGUGUUCUUAUUACUUCCUAGAAGUUACAUUGUGAGUAAACUAUGUCAUUUAUUUAUUUUUACUAAUACUUCAAUUUAAUUUCAUUAACCUUGUCAAUUUUACUUAUUUAGAAAUGUUCUCGAUAAAAAGGGCAACGACAUUGAUGUGAAUGACCGACAAUUUUCAUUUUAUAUCAAGGAAGCACUCAAAGAAAUAUUUGGACAGGUAUAAACUGUUAACUAAUGUAUAAUAUUUAAUUAUUUAAAUGUAUUUUGUUAUUGUUUUUCUAUUGCUUAAUAACUCUAAGUACUGGUUGUCAUUACCUACUAUUUACACCCACAGUAUUUUAAAACUUUUGCUGACCAUCACAUUUACAGUCCACACAUUUUGUAAUCAAAUCUGUAUUAUAUAAACAUUUUGAACAAACAAAUUCAAUAAUUUUGAUUUUAAUAAAAAAUAACAUUUGUUUAGUACUCAUUAGAUUUAUUAAAAAUUAUGUUUACUUUUUUCAAUAUAAAUGCUCACUUCCAUAAUAGUAUUAUUAAAAUCCUAAAUUAAAUGUUCUAAACAUUAAUAAAUACAUUUUGUUUGUGUCUUAUUCCGAUGCAACAGUGUGCAAAUAUUUUUUUUGGAAACAAUAUCUUAUUUUAUAUACAUAAAAAUUAACUUUAGUCCUAAUUAUUAACCAAGCAAUUUUAUAUUCAAAAUAUAGCAAGGUAUAAAUUGGUUCGAUAUUGGUUAUACCAGUGUUUCCCAAAUGGUGCCAGUGCCAAGGGUGCCGUGAGGAUUUUGGGAAAAAAAAAUUUUUAAACAACAUUUUCAAUUUGAUUUUUUUUUAUAGCUAAAUUUUUAUUUUUAUUUUUGUAGCUGAACAUUGAACACACAUAGUCCAUCUAACCUAUAUUCUUCCAUAGAACUUUUUGUUAUUAUCAUUAGAAAAAUAAAUUUAUUAUAAUUAUAAAAAAUAACAAUAUAAUUUUUUCUAUGGGCGCCCUUGGUGGUUACAAACUAUUACCUGCAGGCCAAAUACGACCUAUGGUCAUUUAUUAAUCUACCAAACUUUAAAAAAUAAAAUUACUUCAAAUUUCAAAAAUUAACACACAUUAAAAUAAGACAUGUUUAUUAGGGUGAUCCUUAUUUUGUCAAUUUCAAAAUUCCUUCUAGGACACCCACCCCUUUGUGUCAUAUAGUAAAAAAAAAUAACCUUUAAAGUUUGAGGCCGUUUGGAUAAUAUUUACUGGAAGCACAUUAUGUUUGAAUAUUUAAUAUUACAAAAAAUGCAUUAAAUCAAAAUAAAUAGUGUACAAACGACCAUAGUUUGUUUGGAUUUGAUUUUAUUAAUAAAUAAAACCAAGAACCUAUUUUAAUUACAUUUUUGUUGCCAUAAUAUACAUGAAGAUUUUUUUAAUGGGAGACUUAAGAAAUUAAUAAGCGCUUAAUUAUUUCAGGUUUUUUUUUUUACUUUUUUGAUACAUUUUUAUGAACUUAUUUUAAUAUUUAUAAAAAAAUCUACAUUCUAAAAUAUAUUCCACAAUGUGUUUUGUGAAUAUGUAGAACUCGCUUAAUUUUAAUUUUAGAGUAAAAUUACCUAUUAUAGAUUUAAAAGAAAACAAUAUUCCAGAUAUAACAUUCAAUACAUUUUUAUUUCAGUUCAAAUAAUAGCAUGUGUCUAUAUUAUAUUGAUUAAAUUAAGUACAUUGUUUUAAUUUCUUAAGUUGUAUAAUUCUUGUGCUUAACAAUGGUCUGAUAUUCAAAAUAAUUGUAUAAUUUAUUGUUAUUAGGUAGUAUUUAUUCUUAUAUAUUAGGGUGGACUGAUAAUUAAUGGCUGUAACUUUAAAACUACUAUACAUUAAAAAAAAUACAUAAAAAAACCUGUAUAGUAAAUCCAAAAUUAUUACCUUUAUUUACAUACUGUUACUUUUUAAAAUAACUAUCUUCUAGAGCAAUACAUUUUUUUCAACACUGAAUCAGUUAAGAAAUGCCGUCAAAAUAAAAUACUUCAGUUUGUGCUUUGAACCAUCAUUUAACUUGUCAGAAUUGAAAUAUGUAGAUACCUUCGGGAUACUCUUACAUUAUAGCACGACUGCAGUAAGGUUUUGUGAUAAAGUAGAAAUUUGUUUUAGUAUUCUUACUUUCUUAGUGUCUUUAUAUAUUGUAAAGAAUAUUGACAGGUUUAAUAUUUCCUGCGUCAAAAAAGUUCAAUUGUAGCUCGCUAUUUAAACCAAACAUUUGGAGAAGCCAUCAUUAUAGAUAACGCAAUUAAUAAAGAAAAUAACUUUAAAUUAUUAUGUAUUCCUUCACACUAAAGUAACAACAUAACAUAUAAUUCUCAAUAAAUGAAAAUUUUAUUAUAAAUUUAAAAAUAAUUAUGAUAUAAGAGGCAUUACUUAUUAACCCGUCCUCAUAUAUUAGAAAAUCAAACAAAUCUUUGAAUAGUAUUUGUUUUUUUUUUUUUUUUUUUUUUUUUUUUUUUUUUUUUUUUUUUUAUCUUACUUAAUUACUUGGUGAAAGAAAUAUUUUAAAUAUAUCUAUUUUUUAUUUUCACCAACAGCAGUAGGAGAACUGUUUUUACAUUACACAAUACAUCUAUUGAUUGUACUUAUGUGAUCUAAGUGUUGAAACUAUUCUAAACUCAAAUAUUUAUCUACAAUUUCAUACUUAUAGUUUAUAAACUUGGUAUUUGAUUUAAAUAAUAAUAAAUAAAACAAGCAUAUUAUAUAUCUAUAACAUUUUAUUAUUUUAACUAAAAAUUAUUUUGGGUAUUGAUUUAGAUAUUUUUAAAAAACUUACAUUUUUUUUUUUUUUUUGUUUUUAGGUUGGAUCAAGUAUCAAUUUUAGUGUGCUCAAAUUUGUAGCCGGAAAAGGCAUAAUUCGGUGUCCAUCUACAUUUUAUGUCAAAUUUCGGGGUGCUCUUACUUUAUUUGGACGUCACCACUCUAAUACUGUUGCAUUUGAUGUACAUCGUGUAUCUCCUUGUUUAAUAGCAUUUAUCACAAACGAUUCCACCUACGAACAUGUCUCAAGUUUAUAAAGAUGGUAAAGACACAAUUAUAUUUGCUACAAAAGAAGAUCACCAAUCACCUAGUAAUGUUGUAUUAUCGCCACCAGAACCAUCACCUGGUCUCAUAUUCCCUGACGGUUCUAUCAACUGGAAUUGCCCUUGUCUUGGUGGUAUGGCUACUGGCCCUUGUGGAGUUGAGUUUAGGGAAUCAUUUACUUGUUUCCAUUAUAGUAAAGAAGAACCUAAAGGUAUGGAAUGUAGGGAAAAAUUCACAGCUAUGUGGACUUGUAUGGACCAAUAUCCAGAAGUUUAUAAAGAUGGUAUGAAAGACGAUGAAGAAUUUUUAAAUACAGAAGAACAAGGUGAUAAAAUUGUCGAUAGCAAACAAGCUGAAGUCCAAAAUAAAGAAAAAAAUUCGUAGAAUUUGUUAUUGCAUUGUUUGUUGUAGAAUU